UUCAAGAUAUUCUAAGAAAAAAUGACUUUAACAUUACGAUCUUCUACUUCGUUCAUCAAUCUGAAAGAUACCAAGAUCAUAAAGGCACCCCUUCUUGAAGAUCUCCAUGGCAUAAUCUCCUUCAAGCAAGCAAAGCCACUGAGCCGUCUUCGAAUAAGGAGCUCCCUACAAGAGACUAGGAUUGAAAGAGGGGGUGAAAAGUUGGAGAAACUUCAUUCUCUAUCUUCAAAUCAUCACACAAAUGACUUGAGAGUUCCUGUGUUUGUUAUGCUUCCACUUGACACGGUUACGCUUGGAGGGAGUCUGAACAAACCUCGGGCGAUGAAUGCGAGUUUAAUGGCGUUGAAGAGUGCAGGGGUGGAAGGAGUUAUGGUGGAUGCUUGGUGGGGAUUAGUGGAGAAAGAUGGACCUAUGAAAUACAAUUGGGAAGGCUAUGCUGAGCUUGUGCAAAUGGUUCAAAAGCAUGGCUUGAAGCUUCAAGUAGUCAUGUCUUUUCAUCAGUGUGGAGGGAAUGUUGGAGAUUCUUGCAGCAUUCCUUUACCACCAUGGGUGCUUGAAGAAAUAAGCAAGAACCCGGAUCUUGUUUACACCGACAGAUCAGGGAGGAGGAAUCCGGAAUACAUCUCGUUGGGAUGUGAUUCUUUACCUGUUCUUAGAGGAAGAACACCAAUCCAAGUUUAUGCUGAUUACAUGAGAAGUUUCCGAGACCGAUUUAGAGACUACUUGGGAGAAGUUAUCACGGAAGUUCAAGUUGGGGCUGGUCCAUGUGGGGAACUCAGAUAUCCAUCUUAUCCAGAAAGCAAUGGAACUUGGAGAUUUCCAGGAAUUGGGGAAUUCCAAUGCUAUGACAAGUACAUGAGAGCAUCCCUUGAGGCAGCAGCAGAGGCCAUUGGAAAAAGAGAUUGGGGAAGCAGUGGAGGACCUCAUGAUUCUGGUCAAUACAACCAAUUCCCUGAAGAUACUGGCUUCUUCAAAAAGGAAGGAACAUGGAAAACCGAAUAUGGCGAAUUCUUCCUUGCGUGGUACUCGAGCAAGCUAUUACAGCACGGUGAUAGCAUAUUAGCAGCUGCAAAGGGAAUUUUCCGUGGAACUGGUGCAAAACUAUCAGCAAAAGUAGCAGGAAUUCAUUGGCAUUAUGGUACUCGUUCCCAUGCUGCCGAGUUAACUGCUGGAUACUACAACACUCGACACCGAGACGGGUACUCACCUAUUGCAAAAAUGUUAGCUAAACAUGGAGUUGUGUUCAACUUCACUUGUAUGGAAAUGAGAGAUGGACAACAACCUGGCCAUGCAAAUUGCUCACCAGAAGGAUUGGUUAGACAAGUGAAAAUGGCUACAAGAGAUGCAAAGGUUGAACUUGCUGGUGAAAAUGCAUUAGAAAGGUAUGAUGGAGCAGCUUAUGAGCAAAUUUUAGCCACGAGUAGGUCAGAUUCUGGAAAUGGUUUGGCUGCAUUCACUUACUUGAGAAUGAACAAGAACCUUUUUGAACCAAACAAUUGGAGAAACUUGGUUGAGUUCGUAAAGAGCAUGUCGGAAGGCGGUCGAAACCGGAGACUUCCGGAGUCAGAUUGCUGUGGCAGUGAUCUUCAUGUUGGAUUCAUCAAGGAGAAGAAGAUCAAGGAAGUUGCUGCGGUGUAGAUAUGAAACAAGAACAUAGUUAUGAUAGUGUGUUAUAAUUUUUUAAAGAAAAGGAGAAAAAGAAAAAGAGAAUAGGAAAGUCAAAACUCUUAUAAUAUUUUUACCCUCAUACUUUUAUUUGUAAUGAGGUGAUCUUUAUACUUCCAAAAUUGUAAUUAUUGAGUCCCUCAGUAAAACAGUUGGAUGAAGAAGGGAUCUCUAUAUAGAUAAUAUAGGUAAGUGAAUGAAGUGGAAAAAUCUGCAAGAUCCAAAAUCAUAUGUUGUUCAAUAAUGUUCAAAUUCAUGAGUUGUAAAUUACAAUGGAGUUCAUUAGUUAA
Molecule: messenger RNA, 1955 nt
Organism: Cucumis sativus (cucumber)
Lineage: Eukaryota; Viridiplantae; Streptophyta; Magnoliopsida; Cucurbitales; Cucurbitaceae
Product: beta-amylase 3, chloroplastic
Exons: 4
Coding region: 22-1638 (538 amino acids)
Biological process (GO): polysaccharide catabolic process
Molecular function (GO): beta-amylase activity
Source: RefSeq, a predicted model, not a curated record